This is a messenger RNA of Cucumis melo (muskmelon), 1314 nucleotides long. RefSeq lists its product as uncharacterized. Gene Ontology annotation, biological process: protein targeting. The coding region runs from base 561 to 1034 and encodes 157 amino acids. The record is from RefSeq and is a predicted model, not a curated record. Gene Ontology annotation, cellular component: membrane. The transcript has 7 exons. Lineage: Eukaryota; Viridiplantae; Streptophyta; Magnoliopsida; Cucurbitales; Cucurbitaceae.
AUCCAACCCAAAAAGAGGGAGAAAAAGGGAAAGGAGUCUGAAGAACGAAAAACCCUCGUCCGUAGCUCUCACGCUCUCUGUUUGUCUCUCUACUGCCGAAGGCCGUUCUCGACGACGGUCGUUCAACGGACGACGGCCAAUCAACCGGAAAACAGAGCGAAAAACCCUCCCUCUCUCGACGGUGAAAAGGACAAGGUUAUAGAAAUUAGAAAAAGGGAAAAAAAAAAGCCUUUUCAUUUCUUCAUCUCCCUCUCCUUUGCAGCUGCCAAGCCCACCCCGGUUGCAAACCUCUUUGCCGGCAACCACGUACCACGAGCGACGGCCGGCGAGUCUCCUACUACAAAGGCCCUAAAUUCUUCUUGAUUUCGACAACCUCAUAUCCUGUCAGCUCGUGUUGACGGCAGUACCCACGAAACCCAACGAGGUGACUGCGUUAGCUUCGUGGGUGUACUCUUUUUUUUACGGCUUAUAUGUUGUUGAUGCUUUGUUCAAGGUUUUGGAUUUUGGAUUGAGAACAAUAAGUUUUCCAUCCAGUGGUGUUGUUGAACUCUUGCUCUAAAAUGGUGAUCACUUCUACACUUGGGACUCAUCAUAUUGGUAUAAUUUGUCUUCCUCAGCCCAAAUACCACGUUUUACGGUACAACGCAACAAGAUUGAAUAAAUCCAGUCUCUUUCAGAGACUGCACACAAGGAUUUCCAAAAGGAGUGGACAACAUCUCUAUGCUGGGCGAAUGGGCUUUAACCAUGCUGCAUCGGGACAAAAUUAUCAGCAACCGAGCUUUAAUGAUGAAUGGCCUCAAGAACCUUUCUUCUUGAGUCUAAUUAAAGAAACCUUUUGGGGAUUGAGAUCGUUGUUAAUAUUUCUGGUUGAGCAGCCCAGUCAACUGAAGUACAUUGAAUGGCCUAGCUUCCAAAGCACGCUGAAGACUGCCACAUUAGCUCUCGUUCUCGUUGCUCUGUUGAUCGUAGCACUCUCAUCAGUGGACUCGGCGCUCAGCUAUGUUUUGACUUUACUUCUCAGAAGAACCUCAUAAUAAAUGUUGGUACUCUUCUCCUACUGGUCUAUCAGUAGGUCAGAAAUUUAACUUCUCUUUGCCAUUUUUAAAAUGAUUGCUCAGAGGGAAAGUUUUUGAUAUGUCAAUGUAGUUGGAGAUAUUCUGAAAUAGGUAAUGCAAAACUCUUUGAAAUCGCCCAACUAGGAAGGUAGAGAAUGUCAUUUUCCAUGUUUCUCACAUACAUGUACUUACGACCAUCCCUAUACGUACAAUUAGGAUACAAUUAUAAGUAACAAUGAUACACUUCCUUUUUAGUUAA